Messenger RNA from Podarcis raffonei (Aeolian wall lizard), 4186 nucleotides. RefSeq names its product elastin microfibril interfacer 1 (gene EMILIN1). The record is from RefSeq and is a predicted model, not a curated record. Lineage: Eukaryota; Metazoa; Chordata; Lepidosauria; Squamata; Lacertidae. The transcript is spliced from 8 exons. Gene Ontology annotation, molecular function: protein binding; extracellular matrix constituent conferring elasticity. The coding region runs from base 208 to 3315 and encodes 1035 amino acids.
CGGCGGCGGGGCGGGGGGGCCCAGGCCGGCCAGGCAGGAAGUCUGGGGGGAGUGAGCCAGCCCGCUAGCCUGCGAAGUUUGCAAAAGUGUCAUUGCGCGCCCAGCGGAGCCCAGAGCGAGCGCGGAGCCAGGAGGGAGUCCCGGGCUGGCGUCGGGGGGCCCGCCAUGCGCAGCUGACCACCCCCGCCGGGACCCCCAAGCACCAGGAUGGCCGGCCCGGGGGCCGCCGCGUGGCUCUGCCUCUGGUGGGGCCUGCUGGCCGGGCCGGCGGGCACCAUGAACUACCCGCCCCGCUACAGCCUCUACACGGGCGCCGGGCUGCCCUUCGCCGCGCACCUCCAGGGCGCCGGGCAGGCGGGCAACGGAGGGGCGCGCGUGGCCAGUCGCCACAGGAACUGGUGUGCUUACGUGGUCUCUCGCAGCGUGAGCUGCGUCGUGGAGGAUGGCGUGGACACCUACGUCAAGCCAGAUUACCAGCCGUGCGUCUGGGGGCAGCUCCAGUGCCCCCGCGUCAUCACCAGGUACCGAAGCUUCGUUCGCCCUCGCUACAAGGUGGCCUACAAGACUGUCUCGGACAUGGAGUGGCGCUGCUGCCCCGGCUACUCGGGUGACGAUUGCGCCGAAGGUGGGGUGCCACCCACCACCCCCCGCCCACGAACUCAGCCCGUCCGUCCCAACCUCUCUGGCUUCAGCAACACGCUCAGCGGUCUUGGCGGAGAAGGGCACAGGGACUCCGAGAAGGUCCGGCAGCUGGAAGAGAAAGUCCAGCACCUGAGCAAACAGCUGCAGGACUUGCAGUCCACCAUGGAGACCAGCAACACCAAACUGGCAGAGGACGUCCGCCGGGCCGUCGAGUCCUCCUUGAACGGCAAGCAGCCGGCGGACGCAGCCGCCCACCCGGAAAUGAAGGAGACCCUCAACGAGAUCCAGCGCCACUUGCAGCGCCUGGACAACCGCAUCUCCAACCAUGAGAACGGGCAGGGGGUGGCCCAGGGAGGCGGGACAGACGUCCACGGCGAGGUCCUGCGGGAGGUGGAGCGCACCAUCCACGAAACCUGCUCCUCCUGCGUGACGGGCGUCUUCGACCUGCGGCAGCAGCGGGAGGAAGACCAGGACCGCAUGCGGGCUCUGGAGAAGCUGGUGGCCUCCGUGGACCAGCGCAACCGGGAUGCUGUGGACACCGUCCGGCAACACGUGAGCCGCCUGGCCUCCCAGCCGCCUGAGGAUUGCUGUGCCCGGGCCGAGAGCAGGGUGAGCGGGCUGGAGCGGCGCCUCGACGCCGUCACGGAGGCCCUCUCCGCCCUCAGCGAGCACCUGGCCGGGCGCAGGACACCCCCGCUGCCUCCGUGGAGCGUGGACCGGCGCAUGUCGGAGGUGGAGAGCCGGGUCAACACCACGCAGCGCAGCCUGGAGGAGCACUUUGGGGACCUCCAGAUCAUGCUGGAAGGGGCGGACGAGCGGCUGCGCCGUGCGGAGGGCCAGCUGGACUCAGCGUUCUCCCGCCUGAACGACUUCCAGAGCCACGUGGGGCGGGCGUUGGCCAACCUGUCGAGGGAUGUGGGCGCCCUGAAGGACAGCAGCCUGCAGCAGCAGGGGGCCCUGGAGCGGGUGCACAGCACGGCCCACGCCUGCACGCAGAUCUGCGCCCCUGCAGGCAACCAGGACUCUCAGAUCAGCACCAUCCUGAGCGACCUGGAGCGGAGGCUGCUGGACACGGAGGGGCAGCUGCGCGUCCUGGGCAGCAACCUCCACCAGCUGGACGUCUCGGGGAAGCUGCGCAGCCUGCAGGGUCUGGUGGGCUCCCACAGUGAUGCCCUCAGCCAACUGGCAGGGGAGGUGGGCGAGCUGGAGAACCGCAUGGUGGUCUCCGUCAGCGCCGGGCCCCCCGAGCUGGUGCUCCAGGCCAACCGGACAAGCCAGCGUCUGGAGGAGCUGGAGAAGGAGGUCCGGGGGCUGGAGCAGCUCUCCUGCGGACAGGAGUGCGCCGAGCUGCGCGAGGAGGUGGGCCAGCUGCGGUCCGAGGUGGAGGUCUGCCAGGCCGCCUGCCAGCCUCCCGGGCGGCGCCCUGACCUGGGCAGCAGUGGCGGCAAGGAGGCAGGGGACGCCUCCCGGCCGCUGGACGGCUUCAGCGUGAUCGGGGGCAGCUCCAGCGUCCACCUGCAGUCCUUGCAGGGCGAGCUGUCGGAGGUCAUCCUGGGCUUCAGCUCCCUGAACGAGACGCUGGCCGGGCUGCAGGCCACUGUGGAGAAGCACCAGACGGACAUCCAUGAGUUGGGCACCACCAAGGACCACAUCAUCGCCGAGAUCAACCGGGUCCAGCAGGAGGUGACGGAGCACGUCAGCGAGAGCGAGGAGCGCUUCCAGGUGCUGGGGCGCGAGGUGCAGCGCUUUGGGGGUGCCCUGCGCGUGGAGGCCUCCGACUGCCGGCGGGCUUCCGGGGGGCUGGCGGAGAGGCUGGCCAAGCUGGAGGGGGCGUGCGAGAGGCUGGACACCGUCUCCGGGAGCCUGCACAAGAUCAAGGAGGGGCUGGACAAGCACGUCUCGGCCCUGUGGGGCUGCCUGCGGGAGGUGAACGGGACCCUGCAGACCCACGGAGCCCUCCUGGACAAGAUCCACGGCAGCCAGCUGGGCACCAUCCACCGCCGGCUCAGCACCCUCAACGGCUCCCUCCAGACUUUGCAGGGGCAGCUGCACGGCCUCACUCUGCAGGAUUUGACAGGACCUCCAGGGCCCCCUGGACUGGAGGGCCCCAUGGGGAAGCAGGGGCCCGUAGGCCCAGCUGGGCCCCCUGGCAAGGACGGAAGGACCGGCUCUGUGGGGCCUCCAGGUCUCCCCGGAGAACAAGGCCUGCCUGGGCCACCCGGAACGACGCCCAAGGUCUCCUUCACUGCAGCACUGACCGCCCGCCACGUGGAGACGGGGACCAUUGCCUUCGACCGGGUGCUGCUGAACGACGGGGACGCCUACGACCCGAAAUCUGGAAUCUUCACCGCUCCGUUUCCUGGCCGCUACCUGGUCAGCGCCAUCCUGACUGGCCACCGGGGGGAGAAGAUCGAGGCGGUCCUCUCCCGCUCCAACCAGGCCAUCGCCCGCAGCGACUCAGCCGGCUAUCAGCCCGAAGGCCUGGAGAACAAGCCGGUGGCCGAGAGGCAGCCCAGCACCGGAGCGCUGGCCGUCUUCACCCUGGUCGUCCCCAUGGAGGCUGGAGAAACUCUCUGCGUGGACCUGGUCUCCGGCCGGCUGGCCCGCUCCUCGGACGAGCCACUGACUGUCUUCAGCGCAGCCCUGCUCUAUGAGGACGACUUGGGGGUCUAGGCGGCUUCUGGGCGGGGGAGGGGGGCUGGCUGAAGCAGCGCCUCCCUCCAGCCUGGGAAGGGAGAGCUGAGGACCCCUCCACACUGCCCUCUCGCAGCCCCGGCCAAGCCUCCCCUCCUCCCACCACUGGGCCAACACCGCAGGGAGGGCGUCCCUUGCAGCCACCAGGCGCUCCUCUUGCUGGCACCCCCUGCCCCUUGGCCUCCCUGCCACCCACGGGGCGGCACAAAGCUUGCAAGACUCUCUCUUCCCAAGGCACUGUGGGGAGGAGCAAGUGGGUCCUGAAGGCAGAAUUCUGCCCUCUGCCCACUCAGCUCCCCGGCCUGGCAGGGGGUGUGUGCCACUGCCCAGGCCAACAGAAAGUGCCACCUCAAUGCCAGCUGCAUCCGUGGCCCAGCGGGAACGAAAAGGUCCCUUUUGUUAUUUAUCUGUGUCUGUCGUACCCCAGAGAAAGGACCCCCCCUCCUCGUGCCACCGCCCUCCACCACCAGCCGGCUUGCCCCCUCGGCUCUCUGUCACAGCUUUGCCACCGCCGGGGCUGCCUCUUCUUGCCACGCCCACUGCAGAGCUGCUCAGAUGCCAGUUAUGCCAGGCUUGCCAUGGAUGGGCCAGACACGGGAGCCCCACCCUAAGGAGUCAACACCGCCAUUCACCUGAGACGAGGGGGAGAGGCCUCUUCGCAAGACUGGGGGGAGGGAGGAGGGGGUGGGCGGAGGAGGAGGAGGAGGAAGAAGAGGAGGAGGAGGAAAGGGCCUUGCUCCAGCCUCGUCUCCUGUGUGGGUCACCCUUCAUGUAUAUGCUGUGUAAAGGCCCAACUCAGCUAUCAAUAUAAUUAUUGAAUAAAGAAACACAACUUUUUUUAAAAAACCAA